Molecule: messenger RNA, 2037 nt
Organism: Plasmodium vinckei vinckei
Lineage: Eukaryota; Apicomplexa; Aconoidasida; Haemosporida; Plasmodiidae
Product: selenocysteine-specific elongation factor selB homologue, putative
Exons: 1
Coding region: 1-2037 (678 amino acids)
Biological process (GO): selenocysteine incorporation
Molecular function (GO): GTP binding; translation elongation factor activity; GTPase activity
Source: RefSeq, a predicted model, not a curated record
AUGAUUAAUGUUAAUAUAGGGGUAUUAGGACAUGUAGAUUCUGGGAAAACAAGUUUAUGUAGGUGCUUAAGUGAAGUUUUGAGUACCUGUGCUUUGGAUAAGCAUAGGCAAAGUCAAGAAAAGGGAAUAACCAUUGAUCUUGGGUUUUCAUCAUUUUAUAUAAAAAAAAAAAAAAGCCAAAUUGCAACUAGCCAAAAUCAACAUGGGGAAACCCAAAACAAUAAAAUAAUAUACAAACACAAGUCAAACAUAAAUGAACAUAUUCCCGAUCAAAAUAACGUAAAAAGAGAGGAUAUUAAUAAUGAUUGUGAAGGGGGUAUAAAUAUAUCGGACGAAAACCCUGAAGAUGAAAUAAUACAAAUAUGUUUAGUAGAUUGCCCUGGCCAUCAUUCCCUAAUCAAAUGCAUAGUAAUGGGAGCAAAAAUUAUGGAUAUGAUUUUUUUAGUUAUAGAUAUAAAUAAAGGUAUACAAAAACAAACAAUAGAAUGCCUAGUUUUAUGCCAAUUUGUAAAAAGUGAUAUUAUUAUUAUUCUAAAUAAAAUUGAUUUAAUACCUUUACAUGAAAGGAAUAAAAAAAUAAAUUCCAUGAAAAAAAAAAUUAAAGACGCAAUAAAUAGAACAUCUCUAAAAAAGCUAUCAUAUUACAUAGUCAGCUUAUCUGCUAACAGUAAAAAUACAGGUGCUGAUGAAGUGGGUGAUUCUGAAAUGGGGGAAAAGGCAAACUCUAUAUGUAAAGACACUCCAAACGAAUUUAAUCCUCGUUCCAGCAUUUUAAAAAAAGAAAAACCUGCAAGUGAAAAUAUAAAUGAACUUAUAGAACUGUUAAAAAGUGUUAUAAAAAUCCCAGUAAGAGAAAAUAAUCCAAGUUUUGAAGAUUUUUAUUUUUUAUAUGACCAUUCAUUUGAAAUCAAGGGGAAAGGUAUGGUAUAUACCGGAACUGUUAUAAAAGGGAAAAUAACAAUAAAUUCGGAUAUUUCAAUAUUGCCUUUAAAUAUAAAAGGAAAAAUUAAAGAUAUACAAAGCUUUAAAAAAAAAAAAAAAGAAGGCACAUCAGGUAAUAGAUUAUCAUUUUUAAUAUCACAUGAUAAUAUUAAAAAUUUGAAAAAAGUAGAAAGAGGUAUAAUUGUUCAUGAAAAAUCGAGUAUAUGUAAUUUUACUGUGUUUAUUUGUAAAGUAAAAUUAAUUGAAUUUUAUAAAAAAAGUAUAAAAAACAAAGAAUUGUUAACAUGCAUAAUUGGUUUUGCUUCAUCUCAUUCUUAUGGUUUCUUUUUUAAAAAGUUAAAAGAAGAACAAGAAAAGGAACACGAAAAUAAUUUCCAGCACAAUGGGAAAACAAAUUCCACUUCCCUUUCAAACAAUAUUGGGUUUGAUAGAAAUGGGAAUUACUUAAUUAUUGAUGAGGUGGAAUAUUUUAACAAUAUAAAUGAUGAAACAAUUUCAGAGAGUGAUUUAUUUGAAGAUGAAAAAGAAGACGAAAAAAAAGAAGAAAUAUAUUUUUUAGUUGUCUUAAAUAAAAAAAUGUAUGGAUUUAACGGUGAAAAAUGCAUAUUUUUAAAAAACGAUGAAAAUAUAAACUGCAGAAUAUGCUUACAUGGUAAUAUAGUAGACAUAAUUAAAGAUAGUGCAAUAAAUUCCAAAAUUAAUAAUUCCACAUUUGUUAUGAACAAAAAGCCAUGUUUAAAUGAACAUGAAGAUUAUAAAAAUUUUAAAAUAAUGAAAGAAAAAGAAAAAAUUGGAUUAAUUGAAAAACUAAUUGACAACACUACUUUAUUAUGUAAAAAUGUUUUUACCUCUUCAAAUCAAGUCACAGCUUAUUUGACCCAAAAAAUUUAUCUUAUACCCAUAGAACAUCAAAAAAAUAAAAAUGUGUGCAAAAUAGCAACCAUUGGCUAUAUAGCCAAAUCUUUUGCAAAAAAUGGAAAAUUCAUUGCUCAUUUUGAUGAUGAUAUUUCACAUAUUAAGGACAAUAUAAAAUCGUACAUAGUCAUGAUUAAAUAUUACAAAGACAUUUUUACAAAAAGAAAAAUUUUUAUGUAA